Molecule: messenger RNA, 964 nt
Organism: Heteronotia binoei (common prickly gecko)
Lineage: Eukaryota; Metazoa; Chordata; Lepidosauria; Squamata; Gekkonidae
Product: very-long-chain 3-oxoacyl-CoA reductase-like
Exons: 11
Coding region: 14-958 (314 amino acids)
Cellular component (GO): endoplasmic reticulum
Molecular function (GO): oxidoreductase activity
Source: RefSeq, a predicted model, not a curated record
AGCAGGCAAAGAGAUGGCUUCCCUUAGCUUUUUCUCCCCGGAGCAGUUGCUGACUGGUCUUGGAGUUCUGAGCGUUCUUUGGCUCUGUCUGAAGGCUGCCUGGAGCUUAGCACAGGGCCUGAGGAUCUAUGUGUUGUCUCACGUGUGGAAAGGGGUAGAUGUGGCUUCUUAUGGACCCUGGGCAGUGGUGACCGGAGCCACAGCUGGUAUUGGAAAAGCCUACGCUCAUGAACUUGCUAGAAGAGGCCUCAACGUGGUCCUCAUCAGCCGUUCCCUGGAGAAACUGGAGCAGGUGGCCACGGAAAUCGAGGAGCAGCACGGCCGAAGCACCAAGGUAAUCCAAGCAGAUUUCACCCAUGGCUUAGAAAUCUACGAGUCAAUUCAAGCCUCUUUGCAGGGUCUGGAGAUUGGAAUUCUAGUGAACAAUGUUGGUCAUGUAAUAUCCAAGCCACUGUGUUUUCUGGAUGUUGAUAAUGCUGACAAGUGUAUAGAUGACCUGGUGCAUUGCAACAUGCUUUCAACGGCAAAGAUGACACAGAUCGUCCUUCCUCAGAUGGUUGCCAGGAAGAAAGGGAUCAUCAUAAACAUGUCCUCCGUACUAGGCCGGCGGCCCUUUCCGAUGUCGAUUAUGUACAGCGGAACCAAGACCUUCGACGACUUCUUCUCCCGAGCGUUGGACAUCGAAUACCGUCCCAAAGGCAUCAUUGUCCAGAGUGUCUUGCCCCUGUUUGUCAACACCAAUAUGACCAGCCACUAUAGAAAAUUCCUCAUGUCAACAUCAGAGACCUUUGCCCACAAGGCCCUAAACACAGUUGGGAUCGCCAGCAGAACUUCGGGCUGUCUUAGCCACAGCUUUCAGUACUUACUCAUGAACAAGCUGUUCCCAGAUUGGUUGCAUUUAACAUCUCUCGGAACAUGGCUCGUCCAUCGGAUUUCGAACCUGUUGAUGCACAAGUAGCUUUUC